Molecule: messenger RNA, 672 nt
Organism: Talpa occidentalis (Iberian mole)
Lineage: Eukaryota; Metazoa; Chordata; Mammalia; Eulipotyphla; Talpidae
Gene: CIMIP3
Product: GUCA1A neighbor
Exons: 2
Coding region: 112-450 (112 amino acids)
Source: RefSeq, a predicted model, not a curated record
AAUGCCCCCCCACAGUUCUCCCCACCCGAACACUCCCCAGAGUCCCUGGGAACCUCUGAAGCUCUAACCACCAGAAGUGCCCUCUUACCAUCAAGGAGGCCCUGCUCAAAGAUGUUUCAGGACUCAAAAGAACCCUCAGCACCCAACCAAGGGCAGACAAUACCAUCAGGCAAGAAGGUGAAGACUCCGCAUGUCCCCCUGUCCCGGGCAUGGAGGCAAGACUGUGAGCAGACGCUGGCUGCAGCCUACGUGCCGGUGGUGGUGGAUGCCAGAGGGCUGAAUCCCGAAAAGCUCAGGUUCAAUUUCUACACCUCCCAGUACUCCAACUCCCUGAACCCCUUCUACACUUUGCAGAAGCCCACCUGUGGCUACCUGUACUGCAGGGACACUGACCACACGCGCAAGCGCUUUGACAUACCUCCCACCAACCAGAUCUUGUGGCACAAAUAGGCCUGGGCCAGUCAGAAGACCCGGCCCUUUCCUGCACCCCCAUGAUCCCCGGUCCCAGAGGGGAAGGGUUGCUCUCUCCAGAAGGGGCAGCCCCAUCUGGGCUGGGACAGCUGUGCCAUGCCCGGUGUCAACAAUGACAAAGGGAGGUCUCUCUUCUCAGCCACAAUUAAAGUUUAUCCUUCCUUUCUCUGGUAUCUGAGUGGGAAGUUGGAGGUGGGCAAA